AUUCAGGAGUUCCUAACACAAUACCAGCAGUGCAGCACCACCUCUUACAAAUUCAAUCUCUUCUCCACUUCUUUACGCCCAAGAUCUCAAUUCCUCCUUCCUUUUUUCGCGAAUCUCGCUAAUCUCGAAGAAUUCGAAACCCAGAUAAAGAAGAGCGAAAAGGGAAUACUCUCAUAACAAUGGCAGCCCCGAAAUCAUCGACACCGCUGCUGAAAGAUGAGCUAGACAUAGUAAUUCCGACCAUUAGAAACCUUGAUUUCUUGGAGAUGUGGCGGCCUUUUUUCCAGCCGUAUCAUCUCAUCAUAGUGCAAGACGGGGAUCCUUCGAAGACUAUCAAGGUGCCCGAUGGCUUUGAUUAUGAGCUCUACAACAGGAAUGACAUUAACAAGAUUCUGGGUCCCAAGGCAAACUGCAUUUCCUUCAAGGAUUCGGCUUGCCGUUGCUUUGGGUACAUGGUUUCCAAGAAGAAGUAUAUCUUCACAAUUGAUGAUGAUUGCUUUGUCGCUAAAGAUCCAACUGGCAAGGAAAUUAAUGCACUUGAGCAGCACAUUAAGAACCUUCUGUCCCCAUCAACUCCAUUUUUCUUCAACACCCUCUAUGAUCCUUACCGUGAUGGCACAGAUUUUGUACGGGGAUACCCCUUCAGUCUUCGUGAAGGUGUACCCACUGCCGUGUCACAUGGGCUUUGGCUGAACAUCCCAGAUUACGACGCACCAACUCAACUCGUUAAGCCUCUAGAGAGGAACACUAGAUUUGUUGAUGCCGUUAUGACGAUUCCAAAGGGAACUCUCUUCCCAAUGUGUGGCAUGAAUUUGGCCUUCAAUCGUGAAUUGAUCGGCCCAGCAAUGUACUUUGGACUAAUGGGUGAUGGCCAGCCGAUAGGGCGCUACGACGACAUGUGGGCUGGUUGGUGCAUUAAGGUGAUCUGUGACCACUUGGGAUUGGGAGUGAAGACUGGUUUGCCAUACAUUUGGCACAGCAAAGCUAGCAACCCAUUUGUGAAUCUCAAGAAGGAAUACAAGGGCAUCUACUGGCAGGAGGAGCUAAUCCCGUUUUUCCAGUCCGUUGCCCUUCCAAAGGACUGCACCACCGUUCAGAAAUGUUACAUGGAACUCUCCAAGCAAGUCAAGGCAAAGCUUGGUAAGGUUGAUGAUUACUUCAACAAGCUGGCGGAUGCUAUGGUCACAUGGAUUGAAGCAUGGGACGAGCUCAACCCAUCUGGAGCCGCUGCCGGAGCUCCCAAGGUCUCUGCCAAGUAGAAACGUUUCGACUGAUAGGUAAAAGUUUUUUUCAGUAGUUAAUUAUACUCUGGGACUGGAAUAGUCCUAUUUGUUCAAGAUCUUGGAGAAGUUCAUUUUUCGCAGGGAUUGUUUAGCUAAUUAUCUGAGUUCAGAACCACAUACUUAAUAUUUACAUUCAUUAGCAUUAUUUAGUGCUACAUUUAUGAGCAUUCUUUACUCUUAAGCUGAUUUUCAGAAGCUCAGCAGGUUUCAGAUUCUUUGGUUUGUUCCAAUGUGGGAUGACUUUUAGUAUUUUUUCCAAGAACCUUAAUUAGAAACAUGGUGUUGCAGCC
Messenger RNA from Sesamum indicum (sesame), 1573 nucleotides. RefSeq names its product UDP-arabinopyranose mutase 3. Gene Ontology annotation, cellular component: Golgi apparatus; cytosol. Gene Ontology annotation, molecular function: UDP-arabinopyranose mutase activity. Gene Ontology annotation, biological process: UDP-L-arabinose metabolic process; plant-type cell wall organization or biogenesis. The record is from RefSeq and is a predicted model, not a curated record. NCBI's taxonomy places the organism in Eukaryota, Viridiplantae, Streptophyta, Magnoliopsida, Lamiales, Pedaliaceae.